Molecule: messenger RNA, 2663 nt
Organism: Nothobranchius furzeri (turquoise killifish)
Lineage: Eukaryota; Metazoa; Chordata; Actinopteri; Cyprinodontiformes; Nothobranchiidae
Gene: cfap161
Product: cilia and flagella associated protein 161
Biological process (GO): cilium assembly
Cellular component (GO): motile cilium
Source: RefSeq, a predicted model, not a curated record
UUCUUGUGUCUUUGUAUACUUAGAGGAACAAAUUUAUUUACACACACACACACACACACACACACACACACACACACACACACACACACACACACACACACACACACACACACACACACACAUAUGUGUAUAUAUAUAUAUAUUUUUUUUUUCAUUUACUGCCCGUGGCAGCUUUGCGCAAGUGGUGCUCGCUGCAGAACCACAAAGGCGGAGCUGCACCAGAAGGUGGAGCUGCACCAGAGUCAGCCCCGCCCAUUCCAGAAUCAGCCCCGCCCAUUCCAUAAGAGUCAGUCCAAUUCCUUCUAGUUGUCAGACUUGAUAGCAUUCUGGAACCAAAGAGGGUGUUAUAGCUAAAAAAUUGAGGACGGAGUUGAGAAGUUAAUUGAACAGUUUUUGUAAAGGUUCCAUAUAAUUAAAAAUCAAACUUUUGGAACUUUUAAUCAUGUUAUAUUGUCAUUUCCUCAUAAGAAACACGCCAAAGCCAUUUUUGGCCUCAUUCAUGCAUUUUCUUCCCAUCUCAGCUUCAAUUUGGUCUCCUCCCCCGAAGAGGGUCUGGUCUUGCUUCUCAAAUCUGGAUAUUCUGUGAAUUUUCUGACAAAUUAUUUCUUAAAUGACUUCUUCUGAGACACCGCCGGAAAAAUCAUACAUACCAUCUACAAAGACACACCGGAUAGGACAAUCAAAUGUAACGCCACAUGACCUUUUUAAGAUGUGGUGGUGUAGUGGUUAUAGAGUCAAGUUGACAUGCAGUUUUGCGCAGGUUCGCCUCCCACUAGCAGAAAUAUUAGGUAGCUUACAACCCCUUUUCCUCAUUUCUAGCUACACUUGCCAGUACUAUGUUUACAACAAUUUACUGGUAUACCGUUUAACAUAUAAUGACUAAUGUGUUUAUUUAUUUAUUUGUUUAUUUAGCCAGUGUGAGUCCAUUUGUGAGCAGAGUUUCAACUAAAAUACUGUUUAGGAACGACCAAAUUCAAAGAACUUUUAGAGACAUAAAUAUUUUGCUGAAAAUAAACAUUACAACUAAAAUAUAAACAAAUUAAAAUGUUUCAGCUGGCUAAAUGGAUUGUUGCCGACCUCACCGAGAAUCGAACCAGCACCAGCUCAGGGGAAAGCAAAACUUAAGUUAAACGAUCUCGCCACUGGACUACCAGAGCACGUACGUAAGCCACAGAUGCUGUUGUACACCACCUUUCUUGGAGCGGCUGUGGGUAGAUAUUCGUUAAAAGAAACCUUUUCAUUUCGAGAUAUAUUCAGGCUUUGUCAUGUAGCAAGUUAUAUUUAUCUUGUUUAAUUGAAGCAUAGAACAUAGCAUUAACGACUGUAAACUAGUAACAGCCGUAAUUCAUGUGGGUCAGGUUAGUUUGCGAUAAAGUUGGAAAAACAAAAACGGAAGUCAGUGGGCUAGACUGAGUUUGCGUGAAUGGGCGGGGCUGACUCUGGUGCAGCUCCACCUUAUGGUGCAGCUCCGCCUUUGUAGGUCUGCAGCGAGCACCCUCUCGCUUUGCGUGGUAGCCAGGAUCUGAAACGUCAGCGUAGUUUGCGGUACAAGAGCGCCCUCUGGCGAUAAUUACGCCGAACUUUUGAGAAGGCUGUUACCUUGGAAACCAAACCAAACUAACCUUUGUUUUUAAUCCACCGAUUCAGUACCGUUCUUCUGCACUGGAAAUCGUUUACUGUAGUUUUUCCAAUGGCUCAUGCACGACGAUCAAGAUCUUUGAAGGGAAACUGGUUUGAAGACCGAGUCUUGGAUGAGGAUAGUAGGAAAGAUUAUUUAGAGAAGAAGGAGAGAGGUGAACUUCUUUCUCAACAAAUAGACCUCCUCAAAUGGAACAUUUUACAACCGGUGAAUCUCUUGGUGACAAAAGAUGGAGAGGUGCAUUUUGGGGAUGUUGUGAUGCUGAUGAACAAGGGAGGAGAACAUAGGAGCCGCAGCAUUCUCAGCAUUAAUGCUAAUCUUGAGAGUUUAAUAAAGAACCCAUCACCAGCCAUUAAAUCUCCAUGUGGAGUCAGUGCAGGAAGAGUUAUUCAACCCAGCACUCGCAAUGCUUUUAUUGUCACAAGUGUUGAUGGCAGUGCUGAAGGAUCGACUCUUCGUUUUGAGCAAAAAUUUGCCCUAAGAGCGACAAGUGGUUUUGCCAGAGGACUUUAUUUGACAAGUGCUCUGAAAAACUUCCAAAAGUUUGCAGAAAAGUCGGGCCUCCAGGCCGUGUACCUGAAUGACAGCCACAGCCCUCUGUCAUGGUGGAGGAUCGUGCACUUUGACCCCGAGGAGAGACUUGAAUACAAGGAUCAGCCAGUUCCUGCUGAUGAGAAAGUGCUUCUCUUUCACUGUUGGACUAACAAAGCUCUAGCUGUUAUGGAAGAUCAAGUAAUUUGGACAAUAUACGGUAAUGAGUAUGAGGUGACGGCUCACACGUUCCUGGACUCCCACAAAGUUGAACGGGACAACAACCACUGGAUCCUGUGCACCAAAGUCCCUCCUGAAGACGAGCGUGCACCCUCUGACGCCCUCGCCAUCAACAUCCACAACCAGGAACUCACACAGCCACAUUCAGGCACCCCAAACCAAUAUCUUCAACAAUAAUUUUACAUGUGCAACGUAACCCAAACCUUUUCACAUUUUAACAAAGAUUCAGUCAUUCAAGAUUUUUUUUUUUUUG